AUGGCGCCUACAUUGGCUGCCUCGCUACUCGCGCUGUGCCUCGCCACCGCUGCAGCGGUGGACCCAUUGAACCUCGGCCUCGAGUACCCGCUGCAUAUCUACGGCAACGGGUCGGCCCCGUUCUCGCAGCUCAUCGAACGCACCGGCGCGUCUUUCAUUUCGGUGCAUUUUGCAUCGAUGGACCUUCCGGCCGGUGCGAGUAUCACGAUCGCGUCGGUCGACGGCGCCAAAGAAGUGUCGUAUGAAGGCCGCCACACGGAUCUCUUCUCGGCGACCCUCGCAACGGACCGCGUCCGCCUCACGUACACCGCACCCAUGUACGAAACGGCGGCCACCUCCGUGUUUGAGAUCGACCACUUUAUCACUGGCAAGCCCGCCUCCAAGCUCGAAUCGGUGUGCGGUAAAGACAACUCGAAGCCGUCGACGUGCUACGCCGAGUCGGAAAGCACCAAGUUCAAAGCCAGCAAGGCCGUCGCGCGCCUCGUCAUUGGCGGCCGCUUCUUCUGCACGGGCUGGCUCGUGGGCUCCGAGGGUCAUAUGAUGACCAAUUGGCACUGCAUUCCAGACGCGGCCAAGGCGGCGAACGUCCAAGUCGAGUUUGGCGCGGUCUGCCCGAGCUGCGACGAUGCGCGCAACGACCGUGCGCUGCAGUGCGACGGCGUCAAGGUGGCGUCGAGCGUCCACUUGCUCGCAUCGAGCAAGCGCCACGACUUUGCACUUGUGCAGCUCAACACGACGGUGGACCUCGCGCCCUAUGGCCACUUGCAGCUCCGCGCGUCCGGGCCGGUCCUCGACGAGACCGUGUACAUUCCGCAGCACGCGUCCGGGCGGCCGCAGCGCCUAGCGAUUCGCACCGACGACGACGCACCCGGCACGAUCACGUCGCUGACAGAGCAGUCGUGCGACUAUGCCGACGUGCUGGACGAAGACUUUGUCGGCCACCGCCUCGACACCCAAGGCGGCUCGUCCGGAUCUCCGAUUCUGAGCACGCUCGACAACGCGGUCGUCGCGAUCCACAAUUGUGGCAGCGACGACGGGUGCACGCGGCACACCAACGGCGGCGUUCGCAUCGACAAUGUUCUGGCCUUCUUGCGGGCCAACAACAGCCGACCCCCUUGCCCUAGCCCCAGCCCUAACCGCCCCGCCAGGGUCGUGCAGAUUCGCACCAAGCGUGGCAAGUACCUCUCCGAGUGGAACUCUGGCCUCUUUGCGGACGUGUGGCGAGGCAACUUGAACGAGCUCUUCGAGGUGGACGCAGCGACGCAGUCGAUCAAGUCGAUCAAGAACCAGCAGUGUUUGGACGCAUACCGCGACCACCGCCACGGGCAGUAUCGUCUCCACACGUACCCUUGUGCAGCGACCAACGACAACCAAAAGUGGAUGAUCGCAAAUGGAAAGAUCAAGCACGCGACGCACGACAAUCUGUGCUUGGACGUCGACCCCACCAACGAGAACCAUGUAGCGCAGGUGUGGGCGUGCUUCGACCACAACGACAACCAACGAUUUGAUGUUGUGUCGCUGGAGCCGUAA
Molecule: messenger RNA, 1530 nt
Organism: Saprolegnia parasitica CBS 223.65
Lineage: Eukaryota; Oomycota; Saprolegniomycetes; Saprolegniales; Saprolegniaceae
Exons: 2
Coding region: 1-1530 (509 amino acids)
Source: RefSeq, a predicted model, not a curated record